Klebsormidium nitens is the source of this 1338-nucleotide messenger RNA. Lineage: Eukaryota; Viridiplantae; Streptophyta; Klebsormidiophyceae; Klebsormidiales; Klebsormidiaceae. The record is from the annotation of a GenBank genome assembly.
CGAGUCGCCUUCUUUACGAAGAACCAGCGCCGGCCCUGAACCAGCAGCACCAAGAGUGCAUCCGUGGAUCAGCAUUCUGGAGACAAGCAAAGCUUUGGAGUAUUUAGGAUGCAGGCAUUUGCUUUUCACCGCGUCUGCAGAGAAUCCAGACAGCUUUCCUUCGAGUUCAUUCGAGCCAACAGUCAUCGCUCAGCAUCAGCAAGCAGCAGGUCAAACGACUGUCAAUCCGCCAGGAGUAAAACGUGACCGACAGUCAAGGGAUGGCGACCAACCCGUCCACUCAGGGGAGGCCACGUGGCGAGUUCCUGCACGAGACGCGGGGCGGCGUGGCGUUCACAAAGCUGCCGAUCCUGCGGCACGUGCUGAAGAAAGAGCUGGUCCCUAUCAUCCCCCUCUUUGCCGCCAUGGGUGCCGCCAUUGGAAUGGUCGGCUGGAUCUGUGCCAGGGAGCUUUUGGGCUCCCCUGAGAUUCGAGCCAGGCUGAAUAAGACCACGCGCUCGACAGGAGUUGCCGAGCUCGAAGACCCGGACCGCAUGGAAGAGUUGGGCAAGAACCACCUCAAGAAAACUUUCCUCCGGGACUUUGUUCGGAACCCCAUGUUUGCGCCCAUUCUGUGGUUCCAGGCGAUGCCCAGCAAAUUCGAGUACAAGGAAAAUCCAGUAAUCGUGCAGAUGAGGGAAAACGCUGCCAAAGAGUCAAUCAAGGGCGGCGCGCAAUCGUAAAAGCAGUUCCCGCAAUCGCGGAGGUUCGUCUGAUUUAAGUGCGCCCCCGCCCACAUUCACCGACCGAACAAGACUUCCAAGACGGGUGGCGCGGCUUGAACCGUCAAAAAGACUUCCGAAUCGACAACUGCUCGUGUGCUUCACAACAAGAGCUGCCACGAAAACAUCUAGAGAAGCGAUCUAGACGGUUUUUGACGGCGGCGACUUCCGACUAGGAUCGCCGGCAUCAGGCAGUCAAACGUCAUUGCCGUUUCUAGAAAUGGCCUCGUGCACGGGCGAGAAAACGUAGUUACAGAAAUUCGCUCGGUUUGCUUUGCAGCGACAGGCAGGCCAACAACCUUCGACGGACAGCACAGAUGUAAGUAACAGUGCAUUCGGUUAUAUAGUUCAUGCGUUACGUAAUACCGAUAGACAAUAGGUAUUACCAUUCGAUAGAGAGCUCACGUGUAAGUAACAGUGCAUCGCAUUAGCAUUUACGCGUCGAAGGAAAGCGGAGCAGACCAAGAGGCCGGUGCCGCGCCGGACUAUGAUUGGAAAGAACAGGUCAGGAUCGACGCACUGCAUUCAUGCUCUUUUCCCUCUCACACUAGUUUGCACGAGAACUUUCGCCCCCCGG